AUGUUUAGAGAUUACACAAAAUUACGCAUUGUCGAAUUCUUUAAGGAUAACAAUUUUACACUAUAUCCCACUAUAUCGUAUGCACCCAUUACAUUCCUCAUAUGUUCACAACAUUCAAGUGAUUGUUUCUUCAACGCGGACGUCAAUAAAAAAAGUUGUCCUGAACACUUCAAUUGUAAGCUAGAGAAAGCAACACAGAGAUUUAUAAUUGAAUACGAUAAACUAACUGCGAAACAACUAACGAAAGUACCAGAGUUGGUGAACCCAAUAAUUGGAAAUACGGCUCUUUAUUUAAAUAAUCAGAAUCUAACCAAAUUGCCAAACUCAACCUUGUAUGGAUAUUACAAUCUAUCGGAACUGCAUCUGGCUAAUAAUAACCUUACGGAAUUACAUGUUGCUCAACUGCCACCCAAUUUAACGUAUUUGGAUAUCAGCAACAAUAGUCUUCGAUCCCUGGACAAAAGUGUGCUGGAUUUUCUAUCGAAUCGACCAGGACUACGACUUAAGCUGGCUGGGAAUCCUUGGAUCUGUGAUUGCAAUAAUGACGCUUUUGUUUCAUUCGUUUCGCAUCACUUGAAUAAUACAAUUGAAGACCGCAGAAGUGUAAAAUGUAAUCUUGGUCUGAUAGCCCAACUUACAAAAGCAGAUAUUUGUGGAUUACCAAAUAAUUACAUUUAUAUUAUCGGUGUUGGGUCUAUUAUAAGCAUCGCUGUCAUGAUAAAUGUAUAUCUGUGUUACAAGAAGUCCAUUAUGAUGUUUCUUUAUGAACGCAAUCUUCUCGUUAAUUGGAUAACUCAAUUAGAACCUGAAGCAAACAAAAAUAAGAAAUUUGACGCAUUUCUUGCAUUUUCACAUAGGAACUUGGACAUGGUCGAGGAGUACGUUGAGAAACUGGAGAAUGGACCUCUGGAAUUUAAGCUGUGUUUCUAUCAACGCAACUGGAUGGUAGGAGCAUCGAUUUCUCAGUGCAUUUUGGAGUCAAUAGACGAGAGCAAAAGAAUCAUCAUCUUGUUGACCAAAGAGUUUACGAAGUCCCCUUGGAGUCGAUUUGAACUACGAACCGCAAUUCAGGCGACAUCGGGUGAUAGCCACAAACGACUGAUUGUCAUCUUGUAUCCUGAAGUGGAAAUUGAUAGCCUCGACUCGGAGCUUAGGACCUUUUUGAAAUAUCACACGUAUCUACAACGCGAUGAUCCACACUUCUGGAGGAAACUCGCCUAUGCUAUGCCCCAUAAGCAGAGAAGACAAACAAUGGUUACAACUGUAUAACUUGCUUGCUUAUUUUGUCUUUGAAACAAUUGUAUUUGAAUCUAAAUUCAUGUUUCCUUUUCACAUUUGUUAAAUUCUCAAAUUGACAAUCUUAACUUAUAAUUCCCGUAAAUAUGUAUAGUAUGUAUAAAUAUAGUCACAAUGUAUUGAAAAUGUUAAUCGUUCCUGCAAUAUCUACAUAUGUAUAAAAAGAAUUUUUUUGCCAGAAUAAAAUAAUUAAC
Messenger RNA from Drosophila nasuta, 1490 nucleotides. RefSeq names its product protein toll-like. The transcript has a single exon. The coding region runs from base 1 to 1269 and encodes 422 amino acids. Gene Ontology annotation, biological process: signal transduction; innate immune response. Gene Ontology annotation, molecular function: signaling receptor activity; protein binding. The record is from RefSeq and is a predicted model, not a curated record. Lineage: Eukaryota; Metazoa; Arthropoda; Insecta; Diptera; Drosophilidae. Gene Ontology annotation, cellular component: plasma membrane.